CAACGAACAUGGCUGAGGAAACGCAUUGUUUUGAGCAAACCUACACAUUUAAUCUGCUUUCCAACAAACACUUUACGUUUCUACGAGAUUCUCAUACAUCGGGACUCUUGAUGAAGUGGUCCAUGUUGGAGAGAAUUUCUGCUCAAGCCUUUAACUUUGACCAAACAUUUCAGGCUUAUAGAAAGAAUGAGUUUGCUUUGCAUUUCUUUCAGGAUCCCUGUGUUAAAAAGUACUUAAAGAUGCUGAACACCUCUGGUGUAUGGAUAACUCUAGGCAAUGAAAUUACGCAUGUGGAUGUGGAAGUUGUUCCUUGCACUAAAGUGUCUGUGGACAUAUUUGAUCCAAUCUUCUCUAGUGGAAUUGUGCAUCCUUCUGGCCAUAUUGUCAAAUGCUACCAUGAAGUACAUCCUGACUUUGAUGAGUUGAGAAUGAUGUUGCUUGAGGAGGACUCUGAUCAUUAUAAUGUGGUCAGUCCAUGUGACCGCCAGGAGUUUCUGUUUAGACUGUUUAAGCACAUUGUACUGGGUGGUGAACUUUGCCAGUAUGAAGAUAUCAUAAGUCCCUACAUUGAAACUGCUAAAUUGAUUUACAAGAAUUUGGUGAGUGUUCAGAAGAAUUCUGAAACAAAAGAGAUAAAAGUUGUCUCAACAGUCUUGCAAGUAUCUGCUUAUGAUGGUAAUGGCAUUUAUUAUCCAUCUGGGAGAGACAACGAGCAAACAUUUGCCUAUCUGUGCAUCGAUCCUUUCAAAAGACAUGUGUAUGUCUUGUACCACAGUUUUGGUGUUGGAUUGUUUUCUGAUAACAGUUUGCUAUGCUCUUGAUAUUCUUUUACAUGAUUAGAAGGUUUUCUGUUUUGUAACUCUCUAUGUUAUUGAUCCAUGUUAUUGUUAAACAUUGGUAUUUUGGAUUAUGAUGGAACAAUAUGAACUGUUUUCCUGGGCAAUUCAAGGAAGCAAUGCAGAUUAUUUUUUAUUUAUUAAAGCUUCCUAACUGUCCAUCAGGUAAAUAACUAUAUUUAGUGAAAAGGGUGCUUAUGUAUGUAUGAAAAUGUCAUCAUCCACAUCUAAUAUUUUCUGCCCAGAAAUGCCACUUAUCGUCUAUAGCACCAUCUUCUGGCCAAAUAUUUACUGGAAAAAAACAAAAAGGUGCCAUGAUGCACCAUAAACACUGAAAAUUAAAUCCUGAUAAACAAUAUCUGAUAAAACAAUGUUGAGACAUAAAAAUCUUUAAUAAAUGCCUUCAGUGGUGUUGUUAAAUGUGAUGGUUUUUAGGUUUUCAUAGGAAGCAUUUUCAUGUACUUGUUCUUAUUGUACUUACUUAUAUGCUGAAAGAGUGGCUGUCUAUACCCAAAUGCAAUAAUCUUAAGUAAUACUUAUGAAAUUGAAAAACCUUAAAUCAGCAUGGAUAUAUGAACAUAGAUAUUGGCAAACAGUAAAUAUGAAUAAGAUUAUGAAUAUGAUUAUAAAAUAUGAAGAUUAUGACUGAAUUUUGAGUUAAUUGAAAAAAGUUAUCACUGGCCCAUUUACUGGGUAAACCCUAUUUUAUUGCUGCAUUUUAUAUGUACAGCUUUAUGUUGUAUGGCUGCACUGACCUCCACAUUCUGUCAGCCCCAUUCUUCCAUUUCAUCAGUUUCGCACCACAGAAUCCCUGCUGAUUGAAUAUUAUCUGGAUGAAGAACUAAUUCUAGCUUUUAUCUUUCAGUAAUAGUUAUGUGCAUGAAAACACACACUUGCUUUUGUGUUAAUUCCACAGUUGUGAAGCAAAAUGUCAGCAUAUCAUGUAUGUAGAACUUUUGUGAUGCUCUGACGUGACAGGGAAGAAUUUUGACGGUCACCGUGUGUCAAACGUAGUUCAAAUGUGCUCAACUCAUGGUGGUUUUCAGUUAAUCGUGAACGUGCUUCAUUUGAAUUCGAUCUACUCAGAGUUGACUGAGUUUGAUGACUGAAAUUUUAACUUGCUGUUCUGGAACAUAAAGUUCAAAAUAUUAA
Electrophorus electricus (electric eel) is the source of this 1988-nucleotide messenger RNA. It is a transcript of the gene cfap300, whose product is annotated as cilia and flagella associated protein 300. The record is from RefSeq and is a predicted model, not a curated record. Lineage: Eukaryota; Metazoa; Chordata; Actinopteri; Gymnotiformes; Gymnotidae.